UUGCGUCAAGCGUCGCGGGGGCGCGUCUAAAGACAACGCGAGGUCCGGGAGCAGCGCAAAACAUGUAAAGAAGAGAGCUGAAGGGACAGAUAAACCCGACAUGGCUUCGUUUCUCAUCGUGAUUAUUUCUGUCGUGCUGUCUCUCUUUAUAGUGUGGAUAUGUGGAGACUGGCGGAAAAGGAGGACAGGAGAGCCUCCAUUAGUGAGCGGUCUGCCCUUCAUCGGUGUCACUCUGGAUUACGCCAGAGACCCUUUGGGCUUAAUAAGAGACACUCGGAAGAAAUACGGCGAUGUCUUCACGUGUAAGAUUGUCAGAAAGUAUUUCACUUUCAUCACAGACCCUUUCUCAUUCUCUCUGGUGGUGCGGCAGAGUAAAAAUCUGGACUUCCAGAAGUUUGCUAUGGGGUUCUCACAGCGGGUCUUUGGCCACGCUGACUUCACCUCUCCAGUUUUCAGUGGGAGUUACAGAGAAGUUCAUUCAAUCUUCAGACAAACGCUUCAGGGUCCACCCCUGCAGGAGCUGGCGCAGAGCAUGCUGGGUAAUCUGCAGGCGGUUUUGGGACGAGGCCUGUCGCGUGAGCACGGCUGGGUGGAGGAGGGUCUGCAGAACUUCACCAACCGCAUCAUGUUUGAGGCGGGCUUUCUCACUCUGUUCGGAAGGGAUGCUGGGCUCCUUCGGUCUGAUGGCGUGAAAUGCGGAAAAACGUGCAUGCAGAAAGCAGCUCAGGAUUUUCUAGUGUUUGAUCGGGCGUUCCCUGCGCUGGCCGCGGGGGUUCCCAUCGGGCUGUGCAUGCCGGCGUGGCGGGCCAGAGAAGCUUUAGCAGAGGAACUUCUGCAUGAUGAGCUUCACCGCAGGAACUGCAUCUCGGAUCUGAUUCAGCGGAGGAUGGACGCGUUUGACCGCAUGCAUUUGGACGAGACUGGUAAAGCACGCACACACGUGUGCAUGCUGUGGGCGUCACAGGCUAAUACACUGCCGGCGGCCUUCUGGAGCCUGUACUACACACUAAGAUCGGCUGAGGCUCUCGCUGCGGCUCGCUCAGAGGUCCACAGAGUUCUGUCGGGUCAAGCAUUAAAUGAUCCGGACCGACCCGUCAGUCUCUCCAGAGAGCAGCUGGAUUCUAUGACUGUACUCGAAAGUAUUAUUGAAGAAGCCCUUCGGCUGUCCAGCGCGUCCAUAAUGAUCCGUGUGGCCAAAGAUAACUUCACUUUAACUUUGGAUUCGGGUGAGACCGUAGCCAUAAGGAAAGGAGAUUUCAUCGCUCUGUACCCCCAACUCAUACACCUGGACCCAGACAUCUACCCCGACCCAACAGAGUUCAAAUACAACCGUUUUCUGGAUGAGCGAGGGGAAAGGAAAAGUAAUUUCUUCAAAAACGGACGGCGACUCAAGCAUUUCCUGGUUCCGUUCGGGUCUGGCGUCAGCGAGUGUCCUGGCCGAUUCUUCGCAGUAAAUGAGAUUAAAGAAUUCCUCACAUUGGUUCUGUGGUUCUAUGAUCUGGAACUGGAUGACAUCAAUACCGACCUGGUUCCAGAUGGUACCCGUGCAGGUCUGGGUAUCCUGCCACCCCCGCGAGACGUUCUACUCAAAUACAGAAGAAGAACUGAGACUGCUGGUUGAGAAGAGACACCUAAAGAUCUUGGCUGAUGAUGACAGGAAACGGCAGUCUUCUUAGAAUAAAACCAUUUAUUGUCUAUGCAAAAAGUCAAUUAUAAUAUAUAUAUAUAUAUAUCAAUCAAUGCUGUUACAUUUGGUAUAAAAUACAUUUUCUUGUUCGAUCAAGAGAACGUGCAAAAAACACAUUUAAAGUGAAGUCAGACAGGUGAAUUAUUACCACAACAUUUCAUUCAUUGAUGGCUGAUGUUUUGAAAAAGUUUAUUUUUGCCUUUCUGUAUUUCUUUGCAUAUCAUGUAUUUGUUUCUUUGCAUCAGGAGUUACUUUUGCCUAUUCAUAAAGAUUUGCCAUGUUGUAAAAGCCAAAAAUGUGGACAUUUUUGGACAGCAUGGCUGCAUUAUGCAUUGACACAUGAAUUAUAAAAGUGGACAAAUCUUA
This is a messenger RNA of Triplophysa rosa, 2053 nucleotides long. RefSeq names its product cytochrome P450 7A1. The transcript is spliced from 6 exons. Gene Ontology annotation, biological process: bile acid biosynthetic process; cholesterol homeostasis. Bases 101 to 1621 code for a protein of 506 amino acids. Gene Ontology annotation, molecular function: oxidoreductase activity, acting on paired donors, with incorporation or reduction of molecular oxygen; iron ion binding; steroid hydroxylase activity. The record is from RefSeq and is a predicted model, not a curated record. Lineage: Eukaryota; Metazoa; Chordata; Actinopteri; Cypriniformes; Nemacheilidae.